GAUGUGGGUAAAACUUCAGCAGCUUCAGAACAAAGAAUUGAAGAAUUUUCUAGAACUGACGCAGCAACUGGUUCAAAAUUUGAUGUUGACACUAGGUCAGAUAAUGAAGGAUUGCCUAGAACAGAUGCAGGAUCUGGUUCAGUGGUUGAUGCUGACCCUAGGUCAGAUGGUGGUGAAAAAAGUGAUGAUCCAAAAAACACAGUUGGAGGUGGAAAACAAAACAAGGAAGAUGUUUUUGAAAAAACAAAAAAUGAUGAAAAAGUGGAGGGGUAAAAUCCUGAAGACAUGUCUUACUAUUAGGGUUAUGUAAUGGUGUAGGAUAAAUAUCUAGAUGGAACAAUUUAACUUAUGUUACUAUCGUGUUGUAACUUGAAACUGGUGUUUCUCAAACUAUUGUAUGUGUGAACAUUAUUUUGUUGAAUAUGUAAUAUGAAUGUGUGGUUUAUGUUAAAUCAAUAGGUUUAUGUUAAA
Messenger RNA from Chenopodium quinoa (quinoa), 471 nucleotides. RefSeq lists its product as uncharacterized. The coding region runs from base 2 to 310 and encodes 102 amino acids. Lineage: Eukaryota; Viridiplantae; Streptophyta; Magnoliopsida; Caryophyllales; Amaranthaceae. The transcript has 3 exons. The record is from RefSeq and is a predicted model, not a curated record.